AUGGGGGUGAUGACGUCAGCAGGCCAACACAUGAUGACGUCACCUGCUCAUACUCCUUCUAGACUCACCCCUCUCAUGCCUACCCACUCACUCUCCCCCUCACACCCUCUCUCCCCCUCUCACCCCCACUCUCCCACUCGCUCACUCUCCGCAACACACCCCCUCUCCCCUUCUCCGUACACCAUGGUGACGUCACCAUCUGACUCGAUGCUGACGUCAUCCGUGGCAGCAUCAGGCAUGGCCUAUCCCUCAGCCACCAUACCAUACGCAUCCACUGAUGCUCUACCAUCCAUGUCCAUGCCCUCUCACCAAUCUAUGGCCUCGCAACAACCCAUGCCGUCACAACAGCAAUCCAUGUCUAUACCCUCUCAACAACUACCCAUGGCCUCACAACCAUCCAUGCAGCAGCAAACUCUAGGCAUGGGGUCUCUCCAGAGUCAUCCCUCAGGGGCUUUAAGCUCAUCCUUCCCACAGAUGAAUGUACAUAUCGCCUCCUCCCCUCAGGGGAGUAGCGCAAACCAUGGCAUGCCCUCAGUGAUGACGUCAUCGACGCAGGUUCAGCGGGAUUCGGUGACGUCAGGAGGAUAUGGGGGUGGGACGGUGGUGGCUGUGGGGGGUGGAGAGAGGGAGGGGCGGCAGCAGCAGGUUGUGCGUGGUGCUGAAAUGGGUGAGCAGCAGCAGCAGCAGCAGCAGGGGAGGGGGACGACGACGACAACAGUUACUAGCAUAAACCCCAUGAUCCCUCCUAGAAUAAUUGCUGCUAUUUACUCUAAAAUACCCGAGGGUAUUUCCCCUGAGCUGCAACAGCAGUGGGUGGAGCAGCAGCAGCAGUCUUACUUGCUUCACCAGCAGCAGAAGCACCAGCGACGGCAGCAGCAGGAGCAGCAACGGCAGCAGCAGGAGAGGGAAAGGCAGUUACAGGAAGAGAUUUUGCAGCAGCGGAGAGCAGAGGAGAGGGAGAGAGAAAGGGAGAGAGAAAUGGAGAGGGAAAGGGAGAGGGAGAGGGAGAGGGAAAUGGAGAGGGAGAGGAGGGAGAGGGAAAGGGAGAGGGAGAGGGAAAGAAUGGAGAGGGAGAGGGAGCGGGAAAGGGAGCAGGAGAGGGAGAGGGAGAGGGAGAGAGAGAUGGAGAGGGAGAGAAAGAGAGAAGCAGAGAGGGAGAGGGAGAGGCGGAGGAAGCAGAUGCAGGAGCAGAAGCCUUUGGCAGUGGUGAUGCUGAUGCAGUCAAUGGGAGCACGCAAGAAGAGCGAGAGCAGGGAUGGAGGAAGGGCGGGAGGAGGGGGCGGAGGAGCGAUGGGAGCAGAUGAAUGGGACGGCUCUUCCCCUGCCCGUCAACGUGGCCAGUGCAGGGACUCGGAUUACGUUGCCUGCCGUGCAAGCCUCUGCGGCGCUCCCAGCCGUCGGGGCAGCUGCCUCAUUCCCCCGUUCCUUGUCACUCGAGCCUCUGCGGUGCUCCCAGCCGCCGGGGCAGCUCGAGGGAAGCGCAGCAGCCCAGACAGGCAGGAUAUGGCGGCAGCACGGCAGGGCAUGGCAUCAGCACUGCAUAUGGCGGCAGCAUGGCAGCACAGAGGGCAGUGCUGCUGA
This is a messenger RNA of Closterium sp. Naga37s-1, 1581 nucleotides long. Lineage: Eukaryota; Viridiplantae; Streptophyta; Zygnematophyceae; Desmidiales; Closteriaceae. The record is from the annotation of a GenBank genome assembly.